UUGCUUCUGCUCUUCUCGCAGCCCGGCCCAUGCUCGGCAUCCCCCCUGGCGCAACAGCGCUUCAUCUCGGAUCUCGCCAGUACUCAAGCCAGCCGAGGAGCCGUUGCCAGUGAAAGUUCGAUAUGCUCCAAAAUCGGGAUAGACACGGUAGCGAUGGGCGGGUCCGCGGCCGAUGCCAUGGUGGCAACAACUCUCUGCGUGGGCGUCAUCGGCAUGUACCAUUCCGGCAUUGGCGGAGGAGGUUUCAUGCUUGUGCGUGACAAGCACGGGAGGUAUGAAACCAUCGACUACAGGGAAGCUGCCCCGGCCGCCGCGAGCCGGGACAUGUAUGAGCAUAACCCGGACGCCAGCAUCCGUGGUGGCUUAGCGGUUGCUGUGCCCGGCGAGCUCAAGGGGCUAGAUUAUCUACAUCGCAAAUAUGGCGUACUUCCGUGGAAAACGCUAGUCAUGCCUGCGGUCCGCGUCGCCCGAGAGGGAUUUCAGGUCACCGAGGACCACGUCCGCUACAUGAAAUCGACCAUCAAGGACAACAGCACCUUCCUUGUCGAUGACCCGAUAUGGGCUGAAGACUUUGCCCCCAAUGGCACUCUGGUUCAGCUUGGGGAUAUCAUCACGAGAAAGCGCUAUGCGGACUCUCUGGAGAAGAUCGCCAACCAGGGGAUCGACGUGUUCUACAGAGGGGAGAUUGCCGAGUCCAUGAUCGGUUGGAUCCAGAACAUGAAUGGGACCAUGACCAUGCAAGACCUCGACGAGUACCAUGUUGACGUGAAACCGUCCUUGAACAUUACAUACGGUGAUUACAGGCUGUUCACCACCAAAGUACCUUCCAGCGGCUCCGUCAUGUUCAGCAUCUUGCAGACGAUGCAGCAAUACGACCCCGCAGACCUUACCGACACCAACCUGACAGCUCAUCGCCUGGUCGAGGCCAUGAAAUUUGCCUAUGGGGCACGUCUACAGCUCGGCGACCCAGAAUUCGUCGACAACGCUGCCGAGCUCGAGACCCAGUUACUCAGCAACGACAGAGCACACCACAUUCGGCAGCGCAUUCUGGACGACAAGACGCAGCCGGUCGAGGCCUACGAUCCACUGCUCCUUUACGCGCCCGAGAGCCACGGCACCUCGCACAUCGUCGCCGCCGACGCGUCCGGCUUGACCGUCACAUCCACGACCACCAUCAAUCUCCUCUUUGGCGCCCAGAUCAUGACGCCCGACACGGGCAUUAUCCUGAACAACGAGAUGGACGACUUCUCCCAGCCCAACCGGCGCAACGCCUUCGGCUUCGCCCCCUCCCCGUCCAACUACAUUGCCGCCCGCAAACGGCCGCUCUCGUCCAUCACCCCCAUCAUCGCCGAGCACGCGUCCAACUCGUCCGUCUUCUUCGCCACGGGCGCCGCGGGAGGCUCGCGCAUCAUCAGCGCCACGACGCAGGUGGCGUGGCACGUGCUGGCGCAAGGCAUGGGCAUGCGCGACGCCAUAGCCGCGCCGCGGCUGCACCACCAACUGACGCCCGACGUGCUGCUGGUCGAGGACGGGUUCGACCCCGGGACGGUGGAGGAGCUGGUGGGGAAGGGGCACGAGGUGGAGUGGAUGCGUCCCGGGUUGAGCGCGGUGCAGGGGAUCAUGAAGUUGUGGGAUGGCAGGUUCGAGGCGGUUGGCGAGCCGAGGCAGGUUAGUAGUGGGGGAUAUAGCAUCUGA
This is a messenger RNA of Thermothelomyces thermophilus ATCC 42464, 1695 nucleotides long. RefSeq names its product gamma-glutamyltranspeptidase-like protein. The annotation marks the transcript as partial. Gene Ontology annotation, biological process: glutathione catabolic process. Gene Ontology annotation, cellular component: plasma membrane. The record is from RefSeq and is a predicted model, not a curated record. NCBI's taxonomy places the organism in Eukaryota, Fungi, Ascomycota, Sordariomycetes, Sordariales, Chaetomiaceae. Gene Ontology annotation, molecular function: glutathione gamma-glutamate hydrolase. The transcript has 8 exons.